CCCCACAGCCUUUAACAGAACAUGUGUUUCAACACAAAGCACUGGACUACAGCACCAGGGAUGGACACAGGAUGCUCAUCCACAAAGAAACUCAAGGUUCUCAUCUUGAUGCUACUCAUCUCUCAUCUGGCCUGUGACGCUCAGGAGGUUGCCAAUUGUUGCAGACAGAAAUCCCACUCCUGCCGCCUUUACGUCCUGCUCUGUCGCUCAGGUAAUGGGACGGGGACAAGGAGACCCCUCACUGAUGACGCAGCCACUGGCAUCCUCACACUCGGUAAACGGAAAGAAACUGAUGAACGUCGUUUCCAGAGCCGGUUAAAUCAGCUACUCCACGGGUCACGGAACCAAGCGGCGGGAAUCUUGACGAUGGGGAAGAGGACUGAAGACACAGCAGAACCGCUCAUGCGCUUGUUUCCCAUUUUAGAGACAGCCCCCACCACCACGGCCCAGUCGGUUUUACAACUGCCAUUCAAAUGAUUCACCUGGAAAACAUCAAUGUUGCCCAUCAUUUUUGAGGGACUGCGUCUUGGGGUAAAAGUUCCUUUAAGAUUUCAUUUCUUUGUGGAGUAGAGUAGGUGUUAGUAAUUCUGUUAGUAAUUUUGUAAAUAUUGUAUAUGAACUCAUGUGUAAUAAAAUGUGAUAAUGGUCACAUGUAGCAUAGUUGUAUUUGCUUCCCUGGUGUCUCUUUGUAUUUUAGGUGAUGGUAAAGUAAAUAUGAAGAAAGUGACUGUCUGAGGGUUGAGUCAUCAAGUUGUGUCUGUAUUAUGGCAUCACAUCACUGGCAAGACAGUCAGACAACCCCAAUAGCCCCAACCAGCCCUAAUCAUCAACCCCUCAAUCAGCCAUGAGCACUGGAUGAUGUCUGGAUAGGUAUGUGUGUUUGUGCACAUGAGUGUGUGAUCCAGAAAAGUACUUUUCCCAGAAAGAAUUUGGUUUCUGUGAAAGCUGGAGGUCUGCUGUAUUUUCCAUCUCUCUUCCAUUCUAACCUGCCCUCCCUCUCCAAACUGACUCCAUGAUUCUUCCUCUUUCAUGACUUUUCUCAUGGGGGCAGCAUGGAGCUGCUUCAAGGCUCAAGCCUGAAUGGAUCUCUGUGUUACUCAGCCCGCAUACUGUAUUCUGAUGUAUAGCCAAAGAUCAAGGUCAAGACCCGAUGUAUUUCUCCAUCAUUGCAUUACAUUCUCUUGCCACAC
This is a messenger RNA of Coregonus clupeaformis (lake whitefish), 1190 nucleotides long. RefSeq names its product orexin-like. The record is from RefSeq and is a predicted model, not a curated record. The coding region runs from base 22 to 477 and encodes 151 amino acids. The transcript is spliced from 2 exons. NCBI's taxonomy places the organism in Eukaryota, Metazoa, Chordata, Actinopteri, Salmoniformes, Salmonidae. Gene Ontology annotation, biological process: feeding behavior; neuropeptide signaling pathway.